GGCAGAGGGAGAAGCAGGCUCCACGCAGGUACCCCGACAUGGGACUCGAUCCAGGGGUCUCCAGGAUCACACCCCAGGCUGCAGGCGGCACUAAACUGCUGCGCCAACGGGGCUGCCCUGGCAAGGAAGUUUCUUAACACUAUUUUGCAUCUGUUUUUGUAUAAUUAGUAUAAUAUAGAUGUCAUGGCCCAUUGUAAAAGAAUAGUUAUGUACACUAUCAAAGUGAAUGAACAUGCUUUGGAAAUUAAAAGAUAGAAAGAAAAAAGAAAAAGAGAGAUAAAUUCCAGUUUCAAAUGACAGAAGGAAGAGGUAAUCUGGAAAGAGCAGAGCAAUGGAAGCCAAAGGAAUUUCAAGAUAAAAGAGUUUGGGUAACAGCAUCACAUGUACAGAGAUGAGGAGCAAAUCUAAGGAAUAUGACAAACCUGAAGAUAUACCUGAAGAGGUAGCUACAGCUAAACAAGGGUAAAGAGCUGUGUGUUCCCAUGGAUGAUUCAAGCCUGUCAAGCAGUGUUGACGUAGACAAAGCCUUCGCCAUUGCCUUUGUUGUUCUUCUGUUUCUCUUCCUAAUUGUGAUGAUUUUUCGGUGUGCCAAGUUGGUGAAGAAUCCUUACAAGGCCAGCUCUGCAACCACAGAACCAUCUCUGAGCUGAACUAUGAAAAAGCCUGAUACACUCCCCCUCACAGGAGGCUUGAAAUCUUCUAUACAGAUAUUUAUGACCCAGACUUUAUAUUAUUUCAUCAUUCUUUGUGUUAGCUUUCUCACUCUUGCAUUCCACAAUAGGCACAUGAGGGUGGGUUGAAAAUAAUUAAAAGGAUGAAACACAA
This is a messenger RNA of Canis lupus familiaris (dog), 825 nucleotides long. It is a transcript of the gene CTXND2, whose product is annotated as cortexin domain containing 2. The record is from RefSeq and is a predicted model, not a curated record. The transcript is spliced from 2 exons. NCBI's taxonomy places the organism in Eukaryota, Metazoa, Chordata, Mammalia, Carnivora, Canidae. The coding region runs from base 483 to 650 and encodes 55 amino acids.